Messenger RNA from Brassica oleracea var. oleracea, 882 nucleotides. RefSeq lists its product as uncharacterized. Gene Ontology annotation, molecular function: nucleic acid binding. The transcript has 6 exons. Lineage: Eukaryota; Viridiplantae; Streptophyta; Magnoliopsida; Brassicales; Brassicaceae. The record is from RefSeq and is a predicted model, not a curated record. The coding region runs from base 38 to 847 and encodes 269 amino acids.
CUCUCGAAGAAAAAACCUAGCGCAGCAGUCUGUCGCCAUGGACGCAUCCGUGAUCAAAGGUGUGGAAGGUCUGGAAUUGAACGGUAGUGAUGCAGCGAUUCGAAAGAGCAGCAUUAGAAGGAUUGCGGUUGAGGGAUACGAUAGUUCCUCUCGUAAGGAUGUUGUUGAAGAGGGCCUGAGAAAACACUUCGCAUCACGUGGAAUAAAGCUAAUACAUGCUUUUGCUCACGAACUCGACUUCAAUCGUACUAUUCUCUGCAGAUGCGGAUUAAUCUACGUUAACGAAGAAGAUGAAGAAAAGGCGUUGACGUUUGAUGGAAGUGACAUGGGAGGACGUAUUUUACGAUUUACGGCUUACCCUUUUGACAGCAAUCGCCUUGACCAUUUCUUUGCUACUCCCGAAGCACAAGACAAAUACCGACAGCGCGUAUUGAAUGUUACAGGAUUUGAUACUUCCCUUGCUGAGGAUGAGGUCGAGGAGAUGGCACGUGGGGUUUUCCCUGGAUCCUAUUGUUCUGUUUUGGAGGAAGUGGUUUUCGUUCAUCUCCGUGGAAAAGAUGCUGUUGAAAAGGCUCUGAUACUUAGCGGACGUUCUGCGGGAGGCUUUAAUCUUGUUGUUAAUGCUGUCCUCCCACUAAGAAAGGAUAGCGGCGGUGGCGUCUCUCUCGCACGUAUUUUGGCUAUGGCUGAGAGAACUGAAGCAAUUAGGUUGGCUAAGGGUAAGAGAACUAAAGCAGCUAGGUUGGCUAAGGCUGAGAGAGCUAAAGCAGCUAGGUUGGCUAUGGCUGAGAAAGAUAAAGCAAUUCUAUCUGAGGGAAAUCAGAAGUCGAUCAUGACUACCGACUAGAAAUCUCUCUCUCUCUCUCUCUCUCUCUCUCUCUC